AUCACUUUCCCCUUUUUCGUUCAACUUUCCCAAAAGAACUCUCCUCCUUUUCUCUCGACUCACCCCAACCCUUCCCGAUCGUCGACAAAAGGAAGCCAUGAAUUCGGCCGGCGAGUAGCAUCGGACGGUCUUUCUGCUCAACAUCGGCCGGCGAGUAGCAUCGGGCGAGUAGCAUCGUCCGGCGAGUAGGAAGAGCGAGGAACCCUAAAUCGUGCGAUUCGUGCUAAGAAACCCUAGUUCGUGCGAUUCGUGCGAUUGGUUCAAAGGUGGAAAGCGACAUUCCCAACUUCUUCGAGGGACCAGCCGAACUUUUUUUUCACGAGAUUGCCCCUGAAAAAGACGGUA
Molecule: messenger RNA, 345 nt
Organism: Linum tenue
Lineage: Eukaryota; Viridiplantae; Streptophyta; Magnoliopsida; Malpighiales; Linaceae
Source: the annotation of a GenBank genome assembly